AUGGCCGUGCCUUGUUGCUGCACGAGAUUUCCGCUGGGCCGGCUUGCCAUCGUGCACGUUUUCCUUCUUCACGUUAUGUUCUCUAUCAUGCCAUGCCAUGUAUCGGCGUCGUCGGAGCGUGCCUUUGCAUGGGAUUUCACGAACACGUCGUUGCGAACAAGCGGUUUACUCACUGAGUGUCAAGAGAUCGAACUUUCCAUCAGCCCGUUGCCAGUGCCAACGCCAGGGGCCUCCAACAACAACAGCGAUGAUCCAUCGGCACUCGGUGUACCACCUUACUCGCUGUUCGUGUUUGAGCCAGGUGGGACAUCAAGCCGCACUUGGAUAGACCCUGCCGCGCACUCGCCCCACUGGGUGGUCAAUUAUCAGCCAGGCUCGCAGCUCGUGCUGGGCAUGGUCGAUUCCGAGGGCCGUCCAGGUGGAGUGCUUGAUAGAGUGUUUACUGUCUCGCAAGGGGACCCGACGUGCAUGGGCAGUGGUACUGUGACUGACAGGCUGAGCGGGAGGAGCAGACCAUCGGGAAUUGCCUCGGGUCCAAAUAUAUCGUCAGAUCUCACAGUCCAGCUCGGGGAGCCAUGGGACAUCUCCGUCUCCCAAGGGUCGCCGCCAUACAGCAUCCUCCUUGCUGCCCUCGGCGCCCCAGGUCCUCUCCUCCUCCCGGUUCCGCGCCCGGAUAACGUGCUAAGGUAUAUUAAUCAAGGGUCCCAAAAUACGCGCGUCCUUGCCACCGUCAUUGACUCGACUGGGACUCUGGGUCUGACGACCCCGCUCGUCCACUUUGUUGGAGGCCCAGACGCCAACUCAGCGGGCGUCCCACAGGCCUCUACAGCAUACACAGCAUCCAAUCCAGGGUCUGCCAAGCAGCGUAUGCGCGUCCCAUCGGUGACAGGCUCUACCGACUCUGCAACUACCCAAACCAGCAGCGGUCAUUCGGGCCUCAGCCGGACCGACAUCAUCAUCAUCGCCGUCGUCGUCCCCGUCGUUGGCAUCAUGUUCCUGUGCGGCCUUGGGCGUCUCGGGUGUGUUUUGCGCCGACACAGAAAGGAGCGCUUCGAUGCUGAACCACAUCCGUUUCCAACGUAUAUCCCGCGACCACCCAACCCUCCUGAACUGCCGCGCCUCACUGUGUCACCUAUCGUGUUCGAUAUCUCGCAGCGAAACAACUCGUUUGUUGUCGAGUCGCCGCAGUCAAACUCGCGCAUCACGCCGUACUUGCCCUCGCACGAGCGGCGGCCAACCUCGCCUAUAAGCAUCGCUUCUUCUCCCGAUCGAAGUCCAAUUCGCGCACCCUCCCGUCAACGGCGACGACAUCAGCGGCCUCAAAGCCCACCACAUCGCUCGCAGAGCGCACCGCGGCAGCCAGAACAGGCGUUCACAUAUCCUGUAGACAAGCGUCCGCGCCAACAACGCUCCUCGCCCGCCCUCGGCGCCGCCGCCGCCCACCCCCAAUCCGCGUACCUCCGACACCAACGCCACAUGGACGGCCACCGUACCCACCAACAACGGCCCCAGCAACCCCAGAACCCACCCCAGACCUACUCCCAAGCCCCGCUGCGCCAGCUGCACCCCUCCCGCUCCAUGGGCGACAUGCACCUCCAGAUGGGCGGCGGCUUCCGCUCCUUCUCGUCCCUGCGCGAGGGCCGCAUACCCCAGCCGCAGUGGCAGUACCACCACGGGCACCGCUACCGCUACCCCGUGUACGAGUACGCGAACGAGCCCGACGAGCCGGAGCCCAUCUACUUCCAGCACCAGGACGGGGGCGGGGCGCACCCGGGCCUCUACGAGGUCCCGCCGCCGUACCCCGACGACCCGGGCCAGUAUCCCGAUGACAUCCAUGACCGCCCAUCGUCAUAG
Molecule: messenger RNA, 1854 nt
Organism: Coniophora puteana RWD-64-598 SS2
Lineage: Eukaryota; Fungi; Basidiomycota; Agaricomycetes; Boletales; Coniophoraceae
Exons: 6
Coding region: 1-1854 (617 amino acids)
Source: RefSeq, a predicted model, not a curated record